CAAUGCAUGCUGGGAAUUGCAGUCCCUCUCCUCAAAGCGGGGCGGAGGGGCGGCCUUGAGGUCAUCAGUGGCUGCCCUGAGCUGCAAGCGCGUGGCGAGAAAGGGGCGGUGCGUGCUUGCCUUCCGCACCUGAGAGGGGCAGCAGCUGCUGGCGCCGAAGUCUCCCGCCGUGACGCCCUCCCGACAUGCCGGAGGAGGCGCGCUUCCCUCCGGCCAAGAGAUUCCGACUCGGCUCCGGGCCCCCGAGCCGCGCCGGGUCGUGCCCUCCCGGGCGGCGAGUAGUAAUGCUGCUGACGGCGGGCGGCGGCGGCAGAGGCGGCGGCGGCAGCGGAGGAGGAGGAGGAGGAGGAGGAGGAGGUCGCAGGCAGCAGCCGCCCCUGGCCCAGCCUUCAGCCAGUCCCUACCGUGAGGCCCUGGAGCUGCAGCGCCGGAGUCUGCCCAUCUUCCAGGCGCGGGGGCAGCUGCUGGCCCAGCUUCGCAACCUGGACAGUGCUGUCCUCAUCGGGGAAACUGGCUCUGGGAAGACAACUCAGAUCCCUCAAUACCUCUAUGAAGCGGGUGUUGGCCGCCAGGGCAUCAUUGGUGUGACUCAGCCCCGUCGAGUGGCUGCCAUUUCUCUUGCUACUAGAGUCUCGGAUGAGAAGAGAACUGAACUUGGAAAGCUGGUUGGCUAUACAGUGCGCUUUGAGGAUGUGACCUCUGAAGACACCAGGAUCAAGUUCCUAACAGAUGGUAUGCUUCUGCGUGAAGCAAUUUCAGACUCCCUGCUUCGGAAGUACAGCUGUAUCAUUUUGGACGAAGCCCAUGAGAGGACUAUCCACACAGAUGUGCUCUUCGGAGUGGUGAAAGCAGCACAGAAGAGGCGAAAGGAGCUGGGGAAACUGCCCCUCAAAGUGGUGGUGAUGUCAGCUACGAUGGAUGUGGACCUGUUUUCUCAGUAUUUCAAUGGAGCACCUGUCCUCUAUCUGGAGGGUCGGCAGCAUCCAAUCCAGAUUUUUUAUACCAAACAGCCUCAGCAUGAUUAUUUGCACGCAGCUCUUGUCUCGGUCUUCCAGAUACACCAGGAAGCCCCUUCUUCUCAGGACAUCCUGGUGUUCCUCACUGGUCAGGAGGAGAUUGAAGCCAUGAGCAAGACCUGCCGAGACAUUGCAAAGCACCUCCCGGACGGCUGCCCUGCGAUGCUCGUCCUUCCUCUCUACGCCUCCCUGCCCUACGCACAGCAGCUCCGGGUCUUCCAAGGGGCCCCGAAGGGCUAUCGCAAAGUGAUCAUUUCAACCAACAUCGCUGAAACCUCCAUAACCAUUACAGGAAUAAAAUAUGUAGUUGACACGGGCAUGGUUAAAGCAAAGAAGUAUAACCCUGACAGUGGUCUUGAGGUGUUAGCUGUGCAGCGGGUGUCAAAGACCCAGGCCUGGCAGCGCACAGGGAGGGCUGGCAGAGAGGACAGCGGUGUCUGUUACCGGCUCUACACUGAGGAGGAGUUUGAGAAGUUUGAUAAGAUGACGGUGCCAGAGAUCCAAAGGUGUAACCUUGCAAGUGUGAUGUUGCAGCUCCUAGCAAUGAAAGUUCCAAAUGUGCUCACCUUUGACUUCAUGGCCAAACCAUCUCCAGAUCACAUUCAGGCGGCCAUUGCCCAGCUGGACCUGUUAGGUGCUCUGGAACAUAAGGAUGACCAACUGACCCUGACUCCAAUUGGAAGAAAGAUGGCGGCAUUUCCUUUAGAACCCAAAUUUGCCAAAACCAUCCUCCUGUCUCCCAAAUUCCACUGCACAGAGGAGAUUCUGACUAUUGUUUCUCUGCUGUCCGUGGACAGUGUACUCUACAACCCGCCUGCCCGGCGGGAUGAAGUGCAGAGUGUCCGGAAGAAGUUCAUUUCCAGUGAGGGGGAUCACAUUACCCUGCUCAAUGUCUAUCGGACCUUCAAAAACAUAGGUGGAAACAAGGACUGGUGCAAAGAGAAUUUCGUCAAUAGCAAGAAUAUGAUGCUAGUAGCUGAAGUCAGAGCACAGCUGAGGGAAAUCUGCUUAAAGAUGUCCAUGCCAGUUGUGUCAUCGAGAGGAGACAUGGAGAGCGUCCGCCGCUGCCUGGCUCAUAGCCUCUUCAUGAGCACUGCCGAGCUGCAGCCUGAUGGUACCUAUGCCACCACGGACACCCACCAGCCAGUGGCCAUCCAUCCGUCGUCUGUCCUCUUCCACUGCAAGCCGGCCUGUGUCGUGUACACCGAGCUGCUCUACACCAACAAGUGCUACAUGCGGGACCUCUGCGUGGUGGACGCUGAGUGGCUGUACGAAGCUGCCCCAGAGUACUUCCGGAGGAAGCUAAGGACCGCCAGAAGCUGAGCCAUCCAGGAGGCCCCCGGAUGGCUGGUGACUGGAGCUGGAACCAUGGCUGUCCUCGUAGCUAACUGCCGGGUUAGCACCUAGAGAAGCUGCAAGUGUCCCUGCAGCUGAAUGUGCUGACUUCCAGGAGCCUGAAAACAUCUUUCCUUAAACUCAGACUGAACUGUGUAGACGUGUACACAUCAUUUAUACCUUGGAGACUUCAGAGUUAUACUUUUGGUUCUUGCUGGGUGACUUUGGGUAACUUAAUUAAUUUGUGAGCCUCAUUUUUCUCAUCUGCCAAAUGGGGGAUAUUAACCAUAGCACUUGGCUCAUGAAGUCUAGAGAACAUGAUUGGAAAAUCCUCAGGGCUCUACCUGGCAUAGGACAGACAUAAGGUGAAUUAUGAGUCAUGUAUAAAGGCAUUGCUUUCUACAUGGUAAUGUGAA
Chinchilla lanigera (long-tailed chinchilla) is the source of this 2767-nucleotide messenger RNA. It is a transcript of the gene Dhx33, whose product is annotated as DEAH (Asp-Glu-Ala-His) box polypeptide 33. The transcript is spliced from 12 exons. The record is from RefSeq and is a predicted model, not a curated record. Gene Ontology annotation, cellular component: intracellular anatomical structure; nucleolus. Lineage: Eukaryota; Metazoa; Chordata; Mammalia; Rodentia; Chinchillidae. Gene Ontology annotation, biological process: positive regulation of transcription by RNA polymerase I. The coding region runs from base 186 to 2339 and encodes 717 amino acids. Gene Ontology annotation, molecular function: ATP binding; RNA binding.